Molecule: messenger RNA, 1828 nt
Organism: Hippopotamus amphibius kiboko
Lineage: Eukaryota; Metazoa; Chordata; Mammalia; Artiodactyla; Hippopotamidae
Gene: NTM
Product: neurotrimin
Exons: 9
Coding region: 247-1320 (357 amino acids)
Cellular component (GO): neuron projection
Source: RefSeq, a predicted model, not a curated record
UGCAGCUUGUAGGAGGGCUGUCCAGAGCCAGAUUGUACGAUGUGUCUCAGUGCCAGAGUAUGAGGAGAGAUAAUUACUGAGAAGUCACACUCUCUCCCAUCCUCGGCUUUCUUGUGGUGUCCUUCAGCGAAACAGUGGAUUUAAAUCUCCUUCCACCAGCUUGAGAGCAACGCAAUCUGUCAGGAAAGAAAGAAAGAAAAAACCCGAACCUGACAAAAAAGAAGAAAAAGAAGAAGAAAAAAAAUCAUGAAAACCAUCCAGGCAAAAAUGCACAAUUCUAUCUCUUGGGCAAUCUUCACGGCGCUGGCUGCUCUGUUUCUCUUUCAAGGAGUGCCCGUGCGCAGCGGAGAUGCCACCUUCCCCAAGGCUAUGGACAACGUGACGGUCCGGCAGGGGGAGAGCGCCACCCUCAGGUGCACGAUUGACAACCGGGUCACCCGGGUGGCCUGGCUGAACCGCAGCACCAUCCUCUACGCUGGGAACGACAAGUGGUGCCUGGACCCCCGCGUGGUCCUCCUGAGCAACACUCAGACCCAGUACAGCAUCGAGAUUCAGAACGUGGACGUGUAUGACGAGGGUCCCUACACCUGCUCCGUGCAGACAGAUAACCACCCCAAGACCUCCCGGGUGCACCUCAUCGUGCAAGUAUCUCCCAAAAUUGUAGAGAUUUCUUCUGAUAUCUCCAUCAAUGAAGGCAACAAUAUCAGCCUCACCUGCAUAGCAACGGGUAGACCAGAGCCCACUGUUACUUGGAGACACAUCUCCCCCAAAGCUGUGGGCUUUGUGAGCGAGGAUGAGUACUUGGAGAUCCAGGGCAUCACACGGGAGCAGUCAGGGGACUACGAGUGCAGUGCCUCCAAUGACGUGGCUGCCCCAGUGGUGCGGAGAGUCAAGGUCACCGUGAACUAUCCUCCGUACAUUUCAGAAGCUAAGGGGACAGGUGUUCCCGUUGGACAGACAGGAACCCUGCAGUGUGAAGCCUCCGCGGUUCCCUCGGCAGAAUUCCAGUGGUACAAGGAUGACAAAAGACUGGUCGAAGGAAAGAAGGGGGUCAAAGUGGAGAACAGACCUUUCCUCUCAAAACUCAUCUUCCUCAAUGUCUCUGAACACGACUAUGGGAACUACACGUGUGUGGCCUCCAACAAGCUGGGUCACACCAACGCCAGCAUCACACUGUUCGAGCUAAGUGAGCCUACAAGCUCAACUUUGUUACAAGGCCCGGGCGCAGUCAGCGAAGUGAGCAAUGGGGCGUCAUCGAGGAGGGCAGGCUGCAUUUGGCUGUUACCUCUUCUGGUCUUGCACCUACUCCUCAAAUUUUGAUGUGAGUGCCACGUCCCCCGCCGGGAAGAAGCUGCCGCCACCGCCACCACCAACACAUCAGCAAUGGCAACUGACAGCAACGCAAGCAUCCCCGUUCUAGCGCAGAUACAAUCCCACGAAAUUCAGAGAAACAGAGCCUAAGGGGACACAAAUUCGAGGGAGGGGAACAAAAAAAUACUUUGGGAAAAUAAGUUGAACAAGGACAUUGGAAAUCGCCUCGCAGAUACGUAGGUACAGCUGAGUUUUCUUUCUUUUUCCAAAGGGGAAGAACGCACGCAGCUUUGGACCCACCCGCGAGCUGCAUGGCGUGACCUCUGUUACCAAGCGGGCAAGGGCUCAGCCACUCUGCCCACCACAGUGCCCCCCCAAGGAAAAUUCUGGAGUCGGACACCCCAAAUUCAGUCAGUCAAUAGAGAAGAACUCGGAGGUGUGCGGGCGCAUUCCUGGACUGUGUCCCUGUUGUGUGUGUGAUGAAAUGCAGCAUCAAAAAGAUAAAUAAAAAGGAAAA